Messenger RNA from Pseudomyrmex gracilis, 2306 nucleotides. Its product is annotated as modular serine protease-like. The coding region runs from base 39 to 1796 and encodes 585 amino acids. NCBI's taxonomy places the organism in Eukaryota, Metazoa, Arthropoda, Insecta, Hymenoptera, Formicidae. The transcript is spliced from 7 exons. Gene Ontology annotation, biological process: proteolysis. The record is from RefSeq and is a predicted model, not a curated record. Gene Ontology annotation, molecular function: protein binding; serine-type endopeptidase activity.
UAUUGAUUGACAUUGUAACCAGACUGCUUUCCAUUAUUAUGAUGAGAAGUGUAACACACAUCGCUUUUAUUUACGUUUGUAUUGUUUCUACGUAUGCAGAAAUUACCAAGUGUGAUUUGGAAAGUUUUCGAUGCCACAGCGGAGAGUGUAUAGCGGGCGAUUUGUUGUGCGACGGCAAAGCGAACUGUAAAGAUGCGUCCGACGAAACGCAGAGCGAAUGUACAAAAUCGGACAUUUUGUGUCCUUCUUUCGCAUUCCGUUGUAACUACGGUGCGUGCAUAGACGGAAACUUGAUCUGCAACGGUGUUCAAGACUGCAUUGACAAUAGCGACGAAACGCUUCCUCAAUGCAACACUACGGAUAUCGUCAAUGGAUCGGACAAUCUCUCGCCAUGUAAAUCCUUUCAGUUCAGAUGCGACAACGGACAAUGUAUUCCCGAAAUCGAAGCGUGCGACGGAAUCCGGAAUUGCGCGGAUGGCUCCGACGAAACGCCCGUGUUGUGCAGAUCGUUACCGUGUAUGGCAUUCCGUUGCGCUUAUGGCGCUUGUAUCGAUCGUGAUCGACGAUGUAACGGAGUGGCCGAUUGCGCCGACAGUUCGGAUGAAGAUCCACAAUUGUGCGGAUCAAUCUGGUCGCAGACGCCUCAACCGUUCCCCACACCAAUCACACACCAAUCACCACCAACUAGACAUCCACCAACUAGACAAACUACGCAAUUACCGCUAAUAUACAGUUCAACAAAUUGCAUAGCGCCUCCACAACCACAAAACGGACGCUGGAUGUUGCAUAGGAAACUGUGUUCUGGUAGUGGACAGGNUUGCGUUGUUCCAGAAGGAACAGAACUUCCAACAGCUUCUCAACUUAUCUAUUCUUGUAAUGAAGGAUAUAAAGUUAACGGUCCUCCCAAUAUAAUCUGUAAUUUUGUAGGACAUUGGACUACUAUACCAGAAUGCACAGAAAUACGCUGCAAAGCUUUGAGCUCAGUGUCCACUGAAGCUACNUGCACGUAUAACGGAAAGUGGGCGCCGUGUGAAUCUCCAGUUUUACCAGGGACCAGAGCAACGCUGAGAUGCAAGAACAGUUAUCGGCGAGAAAGCGAUCUACAAAGUACAUUCGUGAUAUGUAACGAAGCUGGGAACUGGGAUCCAGAACCUUUACAAUGUAUUGCAGCGUGCGGCAGACAGCCUGCCAUCAACACACCGCUUAUUGUCGGCGAUUUUCAGCCUAAUAUUACGGAUUUUCCAUGGCAUGCUUCUUUAUACCGUGGUUCAUCAAAAACGUACUCUUGCGGAGCAACUAUCAUCAAGGAGAAUCUUUUAAUAACAGCAGCUCAUUGUGUGUACAGUGAGCAGGAUAAACGACAAAUUAAUCCUACCGAGAUUAACAUAAUGGCAGGAAACCGUUACAGAGAUUUUGACUUUCCUCACGACGAAACCAUCGUUCAAAAGAGAAAGGUGAAAAAUAUUUACAUGUGCUUUUACAUAGGAUCAAGAGGAAAUUACGGAUCGGACAUCGCAAUAUUAGAGCUUGACAGGCCGUUCGAAUUGUCAGCUUAUUUGGUUCCUGUAUGCAUCGAUCUGUUCAAUGACUUGCCCGUGAUAAAGCAAGGCGAUANAGGAAAGGUUCCGGGUUUCGGUAGGACAUCACCAACUAGUAACUCUAGUGCGAUCUUGCAGGCGCUGGAGGUGCCAUAUGUUUCGAUCGACGAGUGCAGGUCUGCGGCGCAAAAUGCCGAUACGGUACAAUAUGUUAUUCCAAAUGACAAGUUUUGUGCGGGUUACACGAACGGUCAGUAAAAACAAAAAAGAGAGUAAAAACAUGACUGAUAUUGUAUAACAGUUUUAUAAAUACGAAUUAUACAAAUAUUUCAGGUUCCUCNNCCUGUGACGGUGACAGCGGCAGUGGAUUAGUCUUUCCUAUAAAUGAUUUGUGGUAUCUUCAAGGUGUUGUUAGCUCUUCUCUCGGUUCUAUAGUAGAUGGAGUGGUCGUUCGUUGUGACAACAAUUUGUAUACUAUAUUUACAAGAGUAUCCAGCCACGUUUCGUUUAUACACAAUGUAAUAUUAAGUGUAGAUAGAAGACAACAACCCAUAUGCUUAGACAGAGGUUAUCAUUAAUAUACAUAUAAUGUAUAUUACCGAAAUAUGUUGUUGCAACUCACAAACAUUCCACCUUUUUUAACGACUUGUCUUUACGAGAUGGCACAGCUACAUUUGUGUUGGAAGAAACUAAACCGAUAAAUAACAUUCUUGAUUAGUUUAUAUUAAAUAUAAUCGUAUAACAAUAAAUAAAUCUUUUCUGAAGAUA